AUGACAAAGCUACUUCCUACUAGCUGGCCCGGUCAGGUUUGCAAUAUUUGGGGCUGUUCCGCAUCAUCAUUACUCACCUACCUGAUCUCAGUCAGUCUCUUGUAUACCAUAGCUCUGGGUCUUUACCGCCUAACCCUCCAUCCCCUUGCCAGGUUCCCUGGACCCAAAAUUACCGCAUUCACAGGAUGGUACGAGUUUUACGUCGACGUGAUCCUACGCCACCUCAGCAGUGCCAGCGCCAGCAACGCCCUGGGGGAGGCGGCAAUCAUAACGACGUUUAGUCUGGAGAUCCAGCGCAUGCAUGCCUGCUAUGGGCCCAUCGUGCGUAUCAACCCCCAUGAGCUGCACGUAAGCGACCCGGAGUUCUUUCCCAUGCUGUACGCCGGAGGCUCUGCACAGCGCGACAAGUACGCUCCCACUGCCUACGUGCAAGGCGUACCCCGGGCCAUGUUUGGCACGCUGGGACACGACAUGCACCGCCGCCGGCGCGGCGCCGUGGCCAAUUAUUUCUCGCGCCAAGCCAUCAUCGGGAAGUUGGACCUGGUGCAGCGCAAGGCCGAGCUUUUCUGCGAAGUCUUUGAGAAGGCCAGGCGCGACGGCGUGCCCAUCAAUGUCCGGGUGCCCGUGCUGGCGUACUCGACGGAUCUGGUCUGCGCCAUUGUAUUGCCCGAGUUCGGUGAGAUGAAUCUUCUCAUCAACUGGGACCGUGCUGUGGAUUGGCGGCGGAAUAUUGUACAAUUGCUGUAUAUGACGCCUGUAGUUAGGCAGCUCUACUGGCUAAUGCCCCAUGUAUUGAAGUUGCCUCUCCAUCUUGUCCAAGUGAUCUCGCCGGGACUUGGCCGAGUGCUGAGUAUCCACAAGGACAUGCAGGCCCAGAGCAGGUCUGAGACUCGCCGUUAUGAGAAAGAGAAAGACGCCUCUAGUAGAGACUCAAAGAACCUUUACUUCACGAUACUUUCGUCAGAUCUGACGGCACUGGAUAAAACCUCCGACCGGAUGGCCGAGGAAUCUUUCGCACUUCUCACAGGGGGUGGGGACACGGUAGGCCGUACGAUGACUACUGCGAUAUACCACCUGCUCGCCAACCCGCCACAUCUUAAGCGGCUGAGGCAAGAGCUUGAGACCGUGAUGCCUCGUCCCAACUCAGAGGUGGGACUCGCGGAACUCGAGCAGCUCCAAUGGUUUACGGCCGUGCUCAAGGAAUCCUUGCGGAUCGCAGCCCUCAUCACAUCUAGGGCACCAUUAAUAGCACCGACAGAAUGGCUGCGGUACAAGGACUGGGCCAUACCCCCAAAUACACCUGUGAGCAUGACACUUGCAGAGCUUAUGAUGGACGCCGCGACGUUUCCGAGUCCGGCAAGCUUCGACCCGACACGUUGGCUUCCAUCAAACCCAAACCUUGCCGAAAACAACCGUCAUUUCGUGCCAUUUCAUCGAGGCCACAGAAACUGCAUCGGAAUGAAUCUUGCUUGGGCAGAGAUGUACAUAGGCCUGGCGAAGGUAUUCCGGCGGUUCGACCUCGAGCUCUACGACGUGAUUCGGGAGAGGGACGUCGACCACGCUGUAGAUUGUUUUCUCAGUGAACCCAGGAAUGAUUCCAAAGGAGUGAGAGUCCAUGUAUUCCCACGCAAGCAUUGA
Molecule: messenger RNA, 1638 nt
Organism: Truncatella angustata
Lineage: Eukaryota; Fungi; Ascomycota; Sordariomycetes; Amphisphaeriales; Sporocadaceae
Product: cytochrome P450
Exons: 5
Coding region: 1-1638 (545 amino acids)
Molecular function (GO): oxidoreductase activity, acting on paired donors, with incorporation or reduction of molecular oxygen; iron ion binding; monooxygenase activity
Source: RefSeq, a predicted model, not a curated record